This is a messenger RNA of Hyalella azteca, 1221 nucleotides long. RefSeq names its product venom allergen 5. NCBI's taxonomy places the organism in Eukaryota, Metazoa, Arthropoda, Malacostraca, Amphipoda, Hyalellidae. The transcript has 7 exons. Gene Ontology annotation, cellular component: extracellular region. The record is from RefSeq and is a predicted model, not a curated record. Bases 40 to 828 code for a protein of 262 amino acids.
GUUACGAAUUUCCUUUGGACGGAUCAAAAUCUUGUGAACAUGCUGGCCAAUAUUUUCGUCGUGCUAACUGGGAUAUCUUUGCUCGUUCAAACGAACGAGGCCGCCGUUGACCCGCUAUGCGCAAAAUUUGGCAGCAACCACACGACCUGCUUCCCGGCCAAGAACUGCGCUACCGAUGCCAAUGGAGGACCAUGCGGAGUGUCGAAGGCUGACAAAGCGUUCAUCUUGAAGUAUCAUAACGAAUACAGGCAAAAGAUUUCGAAGGGUGGAGAGACCCGAGGGUCACCGGGCCCUCAGCCUGCUGGUAAAAACCUUCGCGAGUUGACCUGGAACAACGACCUCGCUCGAACUGCACAGCGCUGGGCAGAGCAAUUUGUAUCUGGUCACGACUGCAAUGCUGAGCUCGUCGGUUUUGCGGCAGUGACGCACUGCAGUCGCAUCCCUGGCUACGAUGCGGUUGGCCAAAACUUCUACCUUGGUGGCAGCAGCGGACCGAUCACUUCAGCGAAUUGGCAAGCAGCCAUCGAUGAAUGGAUCGGCGAAGUCAAGGACGUGGUUGGCUCCACAAUGAAGACCAAUGGCGGAGUUAUCGGCCACUACACUCAGGUCGUAUGGGCCGAAACUCAUGAAGUUGGCUGUGGGGUCUUCGGCAACAACAAGCCUUGCGUUUGGGGCGGCUGGAACGACUUCAACUGUGCCAAGUACAUCUGCAACUACGGACCUGGGGGUAAUGUGCUCAACGAGGAUCUGACCCCUCAGCCCCCCUACAGCACCACUACAGGCUGCGUCAAACCUUCCAAAAAGUACCCAGGUCUCUGUAAAGCUUGAAAAGGAAUUUCCGCAACAGAAGUCGAUCAGAAUUUCGGAGUUUUGCCUCGGUCACGGGGAAACCUGGAUUCCUUUGUCGGCUCGAAUGUGUGCAUUUUGAAGUUAUUAUCAGUUCAAUGCUAGAUACAUAGUACCGGUAUGAAACAUAGAUAACUGGUGUCACCGAUUUGUCAAAUUUCAUCGACUGAAUAACAGCUCAACGAGAGAAGCAGGAGAAAAUUUGACAAGUAACGAAUUUUCGAAAUUUUUAAUAGUUUAUAUUCCGCCCUUUAGUUUUAUCUGUACAAGUUCACUGCUGGUUCUAUAUUCAUUCAAUGCAACGAUUCGUAUUAACAAAGCACUACCGUAUUGUUGACCUACUUUUGUUUGUGUGCAUUAAAUUGUGUUCUGCAA